Truncatella angustata is the source of this 486-nucleotide messenger RNA. RefSeq lists its product as uncharacterized. The record is from RefSeq and is a predicted model, not a curated record. Bases 1 to 486 code for a protein of 161 amino acids. Lineage: Eukaryota; Fungi; Ascomycota; Sordariomycetes; Amphisphaeriales; Sporocadaceae. The transcript has a single exon.
AUGUUCCUUCAGCUCCUACACAUCGCCCAGGCGGGCCUCGCGGCAUACGGCGGCCAACAAUCGUACACGGCAGUCACGAACCUGCAGAAGUACGAGGAUGCAGCCAAGAAGGCGGCAAAGUACUCGAACGAGGCCCAACGCCAGCUGCACAAGACACGGACCACGCAGACAUCGGGCGCCCUAGCCAUCACAGCCUCCCUGCUGACGUCGCUCUACCUAUUCUGGAGGGGAGGACAAGGAGGGAUACUCUACCGAUUCAUCGCUUCGCCGGUCAUGGCGGCGGCCGUGUACUUUGCCAGGACACACAUUGCACAGUACUGGAGCGGAAGCAAGGGUGGGAAGACGGCGGGCGCGAGAGUGCCACUGCCCAAGAUGGGAGACUACAACGAGGCACAGAGACGCACGGAGGAGUUGCUGCAGGUGUUGGACUAUUUAAUGUUUUCAUGGGUUGCCACGGCCUUGGUCGCGCUGUUCAAGGGGUAUUGA